AUGACAUCGGAUAUAGCUUUUGUGAAGUCUGGUGACGGCACGACGGAGCGGAAUUUGGCUGGCCAAUAUUCGGCACCUUUUGAAAUACGCGAUGAGCUGGAAACUACAUCUCAACGGGACGUUCUCAUGGAACGGAUGGAGGCUGUCAAACGUGAGAAUGAGAGUGGAUACAAGGGGGAAGGAUUUGUGCGACGGACGCAAGAAAUUAUGAAAACGGGUCAGAAACGAGCUUUGAAUGAUGAUGAUGAUGCGAACAACGACAACCGGGCAGUGGAAGCCAAGAGGAUGCAUUUGGAGGAUACCGACUCGUACGCGAUCCCAGAGACUUCUAGAAGUAUGGUGAACGCUCUUGGAAAAGAGCUAGUCAAUGAGAUACCCGGUGUUCGUGAUUUGCAGUUCUUCGGGCCACAUGACAAGCAAUAUUUUGGAGAACUAUUGGUUGAAAAGCCGGAUAUGACGCCAGAGGAGCAGAAAGACAGACAGUUUUUGCAACUCCUGUUGAGAAUCAAAAACGGUGCUCCUGCCACGCGGAAAACCGCUAUGAGAAUGCUGCGGAAUCGGGCCGCAGAUUUUGGUGCUCCGCGGAUUUUUGACCGCGUGCUCCCGAUCUUGCUGGACAAGUCGUUAGAUGACCAGGAACGGCAUCUCAUGGUCAAGGCUGUUGAUCGCGUUUUAACUCAACUCCAGGGCCUUGUCAAACCUUAUGCACACCAGCUGCUGGUAGUAAUUGCUCCUUCUUUAAUUGACGAAGAUCCUCUGGCGCGUCAAGUGGGUCGUGAGCUUAUAUCAAGGCUGGCAAAUGCCGUAGGACUUUUUUGCAUGAUUUCGACCAUAAGGCCUGACAUCGAUCACCAGGACGAGUAUGUCAGAAACGUCACCUCCAGAACGUUAGCCGUGGUCGCCAGAACAUUGGGCGUAGCCCAGUUAGUUCCCUUCUUUCGUGCUGUUUGCCAUUCUCGCAAAUCUUGGAGGGCUCGCCAUACAGGCAUUAGAAGCAUCCAACAUCUGUCAAGUCUGCUAGGUAUAGCCGUCCUGCCUUAUUUGACUGGAUUGAUCGAAUGUACGGAUGAAGCCCUUUAUGACGAAUACGUGCCAGUGCGUAUCGCGGCUGCGCAAUGUUUGGCCUCAUUGGCUCAAAAUUCAAAGCCAUAUGGUAUCGAGGCUUUCAAUCAAGUCCUCGAACCGUUAUGGAAGGGUAUCAAGAUGCAACGCGGGAAAGCUUUGGCCUCCUUUUUACGUGCGUUGGGGUUCAUAAUCCCGUUAAUGGACACUGAAUAUGCUGGCUUCUAUGCGCAAGAAGUCCUAAGAAUUGUGAAACGUGAACUUGCUUCACCAGACGAUGAAAUGAAAAAGGCAGUUUUAACUGUUUUGCAGCAGUGCUGUUCAACUGAAGCUGUUACAACAAGCUAUCUCCAGCACGAGAUUUUGGAUGACUUUUUCAGUAGUUUUUGGAGUAGACGAAUUGCAUUGGAUCGUCAAAUAAGCAAAAUGGCGACCUACACGACACUGGUACUUACCGAGCGGACGGGCUGUUCUUCAUCAAUAUCUCGUUUGAUCGAUCCACUAAGAGACGAAUCUGAGCCACUGAGGAUCAUGGCUUUACAUGCUGUCAACAGGCUGAUCAAGAGUAUGGGCAGCGGAGAUAUUGAUACUGAACUAGAAAGACGUCUCAUUGAUGCCCUUUUGGUGGCUUUCCAGGAGCAAACAAACGAAGAGAAAAUAACAAUAUAUGGCUUUGGAACAGUGGCGCUAGCAUUUGAUAAGAGAAUGAAGCCUUAUUUACCCCCCAUUGUGAGCACUAUACUCCUUCGAUUAAAACACAAGUUACCAUUGGUAAGACAACAGGCUGCAGAUCUUUGUGCAGUACUGAUACCAGUGAUUAGAAGCUGUGAUGAAUUCUCGAUAUUGAAUAAACUCAACAUUAUUCUGUAUGAAAGCUUAGGUGAAAUGUUUCCAGAGGUUUUAGGCUCUGUUAUCGGUGCAAUGAGUCAAAUCGCAUCCCACGUCGAUCUUUCACAACUCCAGCCUUCACCAAGCCAGAUUUUAGUGACUUUGACUCCUAUUUUGAGAAAUCGCCAUAGGAAGGUCCAAGAGCCAAGCAUUGAACUUAUUGGGAAGUUUGCCAAAGGUAGUGCAGAAUCUGUGCCUCCGAAAGAGUGGAUGAGAAUUUGCUUUGAGCUCUUAGAAAUGCUCAAGAGCACAAACAAGUCCAUACGCAGAGCUGCCAAUCGCUCCUUUGGAGAAAUUGCGAAAGCAAUAGGACCUCAAGAUGUCCUGGUAACUUUACUGAACAAUCUUAAAGUUCAAGAACGCCAACUGCGUGUUUGUACAGCAGUUGCCAUUGGAAUUGUUGCGGAAACAUGCGGAUCAUUCACAGUCAUACCUGCGCUAAUGAAUGAGUACAAGACCCCUGAAACGAAUGUACAGAACGGUGUUUUGAAAGCAAUGACGUUCAUGUUUGAGUACAUUGGAAAAUUGUCGCAAAAUUAUAUUUAUUUUAUUCUACCACUACUUGAAGACGCACUCACAGACAGAGAUUUAGUUCAUCGCCAAACUGCGUCUACGGUUAUUCGUCACCUAGCUUUGAAUUGCAUGGGAUUCGGAAACGAAGACGCUUUCCUUCAUCUUUUGAAUCUGCUAAUGCCUAAUAUUUUUGAAACGUCCCCCCAUGUCAUUGUGCGGAUUGUAGAAGGUCUAGAUUCUUUGAGAUGCGCGUUGGGACCCGGUAUCAUGAUGAACUAUGUUUGGGCAGGACUUUUUCAUCCGGCAAAGAAUGUUCGAACCGCAUAUUGGAGUCUCUACAACAACGCUUAUAUCCAAAGCAUGGACGCACUUGUUCCUUACUUUCCAACGCUCGAAGAAGAUGCUUUUAGAAUUUCUGAACUAGACGAGCUUUUAUAA
Messenger RNA from Lachancea mirantina, 2901 nucleotides. The record is from the annotation of a GenBank genome assembly. Lineage: Eukaryota; Fungi; Ascomycota; Saccharomycetes; Saccharomycetales; Saccharomycetaceae.